ACCCGUCGGUGUCCCGAAACUCCCCAAGUUUGACGCCAUUCAGGACUGUGGUGUGUGUACGGCUGCACGAGGCACAGCGCCGCGUGUACAGCAGGAUCCCGGUUCGCACCAGUGGCCCAAACGCACGGCGCAACAGUAGAGCUCUACACGGAAUCGCUGGGACAAUGCACCACACGGAGAUGAAGGCCUUAGCUCUGUGCUCGUUGGUCCUGCUGCUCACGCUAGUAUCAGCUCAAGGUGCAUCAUAUCAGAGUUCCGAGGCGUCUGGUGGUGGUGAGGGUGGGCAGCUGGGCGACGUGCUUCUGGAGGAACACAUGGGUUGGGCCGACGGCGGAGGUCCAGAUGAGGAGCAGGACGCGGCGCUGGAGUCCAAACGCGCCUUCCAUGCCAUGCGGGGCAAGAAGGACGACGACGACGCCUGGGACUCAGAGGUGAAGCGCGCCUUCCACGCCAUGCGCGGCAAGAGGCUCUUGGCACCGGCCAGCGUGGAUUCCUUCAUCGCCCAGCUGCGUCGCGCCGUGCUCCAGGGGAAACGCGGCUCCGGUUUCUUCGGCAUGCGCGGGAAGAGGCAGCUUCGUAACGGCCAAAAGAGUUCGAGGACGAAGUUCGUCGCGUCACGAGGUCGAAGGUCGGCCUCGGGCGAGCCUGCGGCCGAGGCGUUCUUCUAGGAGAUCUCCCCGCCCUCCGCCACCGCCCGCGCCCUCUUCCUGAACCCUCGUGUCCCGGCGCCAUUCCAACGUACAGCCGCCGCCGUCUCUCGCUCGCGCCAGUCAAGCACGUCCGCUGCCUCGGACGACGCCCAGCAGACCCGCCGGCAAAAGCCCGCCGCCGUGCAGACGUCCUCCCCCCGUGCCCACUGCGGAACGACCGCCGAAGACGACAUCAGAGACCUCGAAAAAGCCAGCGUUUCUCAAGUCGAAGAACGCGGUGGGCUCGCUUCAGCGUCACAAAGCGGAUGAUUGUCAUCGCUGUAGAAUCGGUGCACCCGCGAUGCUAUAUAGCCGAUGCUUGUCACAAAUACCGCGUGUUACGGGUAAAGCGGCCGU
Molecule: messenger RNA, 1046 nt
Organism: Rhipicephalus microplus (southern cattle tick)
Lineage: Eukaryota; Metazoa; Arthropoda; Arachnida; Ixodida; Ixodidae
Source: RefSeq, a predicted model, not a curated record